Prunus armeniaca (apricot) is the source of this 513-nucleotide messenger RNA. The record is from the annotation of a GenBank genome assembly. NCBI's taxonomy places the organism in Eukaryota, Viridiplantae, Streptophyta, Magnoliopsida, Rosales, Rosaceae.
AUGGGGCUAAGUUUCAGAAACCUCCCUUUCAUUCUGAUUGCGACUAACGAAUACUGCUCAUUGAAAAAGAAAUACUUCUGCAACAAUAAAGUUGUGAUCCUUUCCAAACUAGAACAAGCCUUCAAUGACUGCAUUGAUGAGGAAGAUGUCAUCAAGCUUGGGUUUCUAUAUUUUGUUGUUUUUGUUCUGUUAGAUUACCAUCAAGUAAAAGUGCCCAAAAAAACUACAAAAACAAAAACAUCUAAAAAGAAAUCAAAGACAACGGUAAGUGGUAGACCAAGAGAGUACCACAUAAAAGGUUUUGGCUUUGCACUUCAGAUUUGGGCUUUUGAGGUGUUUCCAGCGUUGGCUAUUUGGGCUUUUGAGGUGUUUCCAGCGUUGGCUGCACUGCAUUUUGUUGUGCACGAAGAGUAUGGCACAUCCCCCGUUGAUGUGCAACUUCUCUGGCCUACUCUAGUUGAGAAGCAACAACCUUAUUGGACUUGGGGUAACAAUGAUGAAAACAAUGAAUAA